AUGAUGUACGAUGGUAUUUCCUCUGGCAGGUCGUCGGGGCAGAGCCUGCAGCAACGCGAAUUUGAGGACAUCCAACACUCCAUGAAACGCAUUGAGAAGCUGCUGCGCCGCGGCCAGCAUCUCCUGUACGAGGAGGAAGGCAAGGAGCCGGUGCCAGCCCACCUCGCCGCGAGCAGGGGAGCCGGUGCACGACCUCAUGGGAAACCAGCCCCAGGCGACGCCGCGGGGCAGCCGCAGCGAUUGGGUACGAAAAGGGACCCGGCUGCUCAAGUAGCGCAAGGCAAAGCGGUGAAGGAAGAGCAGCGCCGCACGAUGGCCACAGCGCCGCAUACACGCCAGCGGGAACGCGUCGCCAAUGCGAGGCUGGAAGCAGAAACGGGCCCGGACGUGCGGCGUCGAGGGGCAUCACCACUCGGUCACGGCGGGCGCCGCCCCACGAGCCACCGCCACAGCGCGCCAGUGUACGACAAGGAGGAGGAGACGGACAGCGACGAUGAGUUCGAGGAUAUCUCCAUCCCUGAGCUUCGCGAACGCAUCCGCAGGGAGUUGGAGGCGUACCGCCUCAACCAUCACGCGCCUGUGGCGUGGCCCGCACGAGCCGACUCCACCCCGCAGCAGAUGAAACGUGUUUCCACGCAGCAUAACGAGGCCACGCGAAGCGCAAACGUGGAAAUGGCAACACCGCAGGCGAAACCGCAGCCACGUUCUUGGACUGGAGUGACCGCAGCGAUAAAUCUUCCCAACAACGGGGUCUCCCCACCCGCCGCACCGCGGCCGCAACCACGUGUCAGCCCUGUUCGAGUGAGCAGACACAACCCCCUGCACGCAGACCAUGGAGUCCCUGUGUAUAAGCGUUUGUAUGACGACGCCCAGCGGCUGCAAGCAAAACUGCAACAAAUGGCUGCAAGAUCGUCAGUGGGGGAAUUUGGGUCCUCCUUCAAAAGUACGCCAGGUGAAGAGGCUUCACUGAAUAAGCGCCUUUUAUUAAAGACUUCAGCGACAGCGGCGCCCGUGCCGAUGCUGCAACCCCGCGUUAGGCAAAAAGUGAAGCUAAACGAGCCGCAGCAGAGACAAGGGACCCACCCACCGGCGGCAACAGCGGCGUUGGUGGAGAGGGCCAGAAAGCAGUCAGUGAACGGGGUGGCGCAAAAAGUUUCUACGCAUGUGGUUGACUGCCGCUUGAUGAAAUCGCAGGUCUAUCCGAGGCAGGCAGAACGAAGCGCGAAAAAGCAAGAUAGAGGCGGAACUGUCCAGGAGAAUCACUGCGAUUCGGGAGUGCGCACAGAUGAGUUUGGCGCCGCAGUUGUGAGGGAGACAAAGAAGAAUGGUAAGGAACUGGAAGUGGUGGAGACUGCAGACGCCGCGUGGAAGCCAGAGCCGACGCCCAACGAUGCAUUGGACGCGAAAACGUCUCCCAAGCAUGCGCAGCAGCCUGCGACAACGCAUGCGUCGAACGCCGUCUUGCAAAGUUUGGAAAUCACUUCGCAUGCAACCGACGAAUCUUCACUGGCCCAGAGAUCCAAAGAAUCGCCCCCGACAGCCCAGGUGCAGAUUCCUCCAUGUGUGCACCCACUCAACUUGGGUGCCCUUCGGAAGUGA
Messenger RNA from Trypanosoma rangeli, 1599 nucleotides. RefSeq lists its product as uncharacterized. NCBI's taxonomy places the organism in Eukaryota, Euglenozoa, Kinetoplastea, Trypanosomatida, Trypanosomatidae. The record is from RefSeq and is a predicted model, not a curated record. The transcript has a single exon. The coding region runs from base 1 to 1599 and encodes 532 amino acids.